AUGAACUCCCUAGACUGGAAAGCACUAGUGACGCUUCCACUCAAAAAGGUAGCUGUGUUGCCGUACGCUCAGGUUGAGGACCUCCCAAAGUUUUCAGUCAUCGGGGUGAUCAUAGCUCUCGCACUCGCCUUCAACUAUGGUCUCCAAGUCAUUAUUUACCAUCAACAAAACCUAAGCUUGAAGGAACAACAACUUCCACCCAAAUAUCCAACUCUUAUACCCUGGCUGGGGAGUGCAUUACCGUUCCUCCUUGACAAUGCCAACUUUCUACGGACUGCUUCUUCGUAUGCUGGAGAACUCGCCUCCUCCAGAAUCACCGUAGCCGGGAAAGAGCUAUACUUAUUUCAAGACCGCGACACCGUACGUCGACUCUGGAAGGCGCAGUCACUUUCAAGCCCUAUACCCUUCUACGUCCAUGUGCUCAAGCAUUUCUUCGGCAUGCACAAUCGCGCUCUUACUACCUAUCGAGCCGAUAACUCGGGUGCUUCCCCAACGCCGAACAACAAUAGCAAUGUGCUAGAGAAGAAUCGUUUGGACUAUCUUACACACGAAGGCUUCAAAAGAGCAUUCACUGGACCCGCUCUUGCUCCAACUGCGCGACGCUAUAUGAAAGAUCUUGCACGCAGAUGUGAAGAUCUCAACGUCUCGGAUGACUGGACGGACAUGCCUGAUUUGGUCCAGUUCUUCCGUACUGUUCACGGUGCGGCUCUACUGCAAGCAGUUUUUGGACCUUCACUAUUGAAGAUCAAUCCGGAUUUCAUGGACGACGCGUGGAAGUUUGAUGAUUCAAUUCCGUGGCUCGCAAGACUAGUCCCGUCUUUUGUCAACCCGGAGCCUUAUCGGACUCGAGAAAGGCUCCGCAAUCAACUAAAACGAUGGUACAAGUAUGCACGCGAGAACUUCUCUGACGAUUGCAUAUAUGAAGAUGGUGAUGGUGAUCCGUACUGGGGCUCCGAGCUUAUAAGGUAUCAACAAAAGAAAUAUCUUCAGGCUGACAAUUUCGAUGAUGAUGCACUUGCAUCUGCAGAUCUAGCCUUGGUAUGGGGUACGGUUGGGAACGCGAUUCCCACUACGAUGCUUUCGGUAUACCACGUCUUCAAGGACCCUGCUUUGCUCAAACGCGUACGCGAAGGACUGGAGGCAGACUUUGGUCAGACAACACUACUGGAUAUAGACCCUGCUGAGUUGAUCAAAAGUACGCUGCUUUCCUCUAUACAGGCCGAGGUACUUCGAUUAUAUGUUAAUGUGUGCGUUAUGGUGAGCUCGCCUCACGCCGAUGUAUCCCUUGGUAGGUGGUGGAUGCCCAAGGGGGGAACUGCCUUAGUCAGCUCGGGAAUGACGCACAUGGACAACAAUUACUGGAACACCAGAGACGGGCUUUACCCUGUCCGCUCUUUCUGGGCUGACAGAUUUGUGACAUACUCUCACGAUCAGUCUAGUGGACCCGUGCAACUAGCGGUGAGGGACAAACGCCAGUCUGAGCCACGCGGCAAAGACGGAAAGCCUUCAUUCUCUGUGCAAGGCCUGGAGGCAUCGUGGAUGCCGUAUGGAGGCGGAAAUGCAAUUUGCCCAGGCAGGUUCCUAGCGAAAAGAGUGACACUGUUUACUAUUGCCUUGAUGACGAGAGAAUUUGACAUUGAGAUACGUCCUCACACCUUGGAGAUGGGCUCUUGGAAAUUUGGCAUGGGCGUAGAGAAACCGAAGAAGCCAAUCGCGUUCCGCAUUAGGAGGAGGAAAUAA
Molecule: messenger RNA, 1740 nt
Organism: Cucurbitaria berberidis CBS 394.84
Lineage: Eukaryota; Fungi; Ascomycota; Dothideomycetes; Pleosporales; Cucurbitariaceae
Product: cytochrome P450
Exons: 4
Coding region: 1-1740 (579 amino acids)
Molecular function (GO): steroid hydroxylase activity; oxidoreductase activity, acting on paired donors, with incorporation or reduction of molecular oxygen; iron ion binding
Source: RefSeq, a predicted model, not a curated record